GAUGUGAAUCAAAUAGAGGCUGCCUAUUGCGUUUGAUUUGACCACAAGACAAAAUGGCGCUCAGACAUAAGAGCGUGUUUCUGUUCAUUCCACUUACACAGACAAUCAGGUUUCUAAGUACCAGGCUUGCUGAAGUUGGAAGAUUUGAAAGGCCCAAGACUCAAGGAAAAUAUGAAUCUGGUCAGCUAUUUCUGCAUAGAAUAUUCGGCUAUAGAGGUGUUGUCUUGUUCCCUUGGGUGGCAAAACUCUAUGACAGAGACCUUCAAAAACAACCUUCAGAUGAAAAUGAUAAUGAAGAAGAUAUUCUUUCAAGGCCUACCUCAGCAGAGUCUCUUCAAAAUAAUGAUAAUGAAGAUGAUCUGUCUCCACGUGUUGGCCGUGAACUGAAAGGAGAAACAGUUACCUACUACCAAUCCCUUAUUGAUCAAAGAGAUUGUCCCUUCAUAAGAGCCCAACCUGAAGCAGUCACAUUUCUGGGAAAUCAGAAAGACACAUCACUUUAUGCUAUCCCUGGCCUCGAUUAUGUCAAUCACGAGGACGUUCUUCCUUACACAACAACAGAGGACCAACCAAUACAACACGAACUUUUUGAGCGAUUCUUAAUUCACGAUCCAGACCGAGUACCAUCAUUCAGUGCGAGCGAAGCCUUAAGGAACUGGCAUGGCAAGAAUCAUAAAUGGUUGGAACUGUCAGAUGUCCACAGGGAAACAACAGAGGACAUUCGAGUUACUGUUAUACCAUUUUUCAUGGGAUCGAGGAGCAUUCAAAAGACGCAGAGCUUUUGGUGGAGAUACAGCAUUCGACUGGAGAAUCUUGGUGUAAAUACGCUCCAACUGCGCGAAAGGCACUGGAGGAUUUUCAGUCUUUCAGGAACAUUAGAGACAGUUAGAGGGAGAGGGGUUGUUGGGCAAGAGCCUGUACUCUCACCUAGGCAGCCUGCGUUCCAGUACAGUAGCCACGUCUCUUUACAAGCACCUAGCGGACACAUGUGGGGCACUUACCGAAUGGAGCGUCCUGAUGGAACUGUGUUCGACGUUCGAAUUCCGCCAUUUUCACUUGAAAGUAAAUAAAGCAAAUCGAUGAAUAAAUGUAUACGAAUAUCCAUCCAGAGGCUGUGAGCAACUUGUAAAAAAAGAAAAGAGCAAUAAUAUUUUGAAUUAGCAUUCAGUUUUGUGAGCAUAUAGCUAGCAAUUAAUUUCCACUUUUACGCAGAAUCCUUUUUUCAAAUCAAAUGUAAAUUUAUCAUUCAGAUAUUCUUCGAAAGUAUUUUCGUGACAAGCACGUUUUCUAUUUUGAAGCUCAUUAACAAGUUUAGUCUGCUAGAUCUAUAAAGAAGUCCCACAUGCAAAUUUUUGCUGACUGAAUUUAUAGUAGCUGAUCUGCACACGAUCUCUUGUGUGCCUAUCGAUUAUUUCAACCUAAACAAACAUCAAAGCCCUAGGAGCAAUAUGCCUUUCUCCUAAUUGCGUCAUGGUAGUUAGCUCACGCAAAGCAUUCUGGUACUUAUUAGCAAUUACAAUAAUAUUCAGACCAAGUCGCACAUAUCUGACCAUAACAGCUGUGAAAUUUUAUAAUUUAGAAGUAGAUUCAGGUGGAUGAUAUUGUUCAUCCUGGUACAAAUUUUAAAAUUUUUAGUCCUAUUAAAAAAGUCCAUCUUCCUACGAACAUUCUUUUUUCCUCCCUAUUAUACGACUCACACAACGUGACGUCAAUAUUUGGCUCCUCUUAUUUUAAAGGCAGUCUGUCCCCUCAAUGAUUGGCUAAUAUGAACAAUAGGUCUUCCCGCCUUAACGGAUGACGGAUUACGAUGCUUGCUUUGGCUGGCCUAGCUGCGGUAGUGGAUGACAUUUGAAACUUCGAGCAAAAAGCUAUCGGGAAUGGCAAGAAGAUUUAAUUACUGGAAUUAAAUGAUGAUAAUGGAAGCAUUUCCUUUCGCUAUUUGACAUAUUUGUCGCAGAAACCAAACAGGGAGCCAUAUUUUUUUAGCCACAGCUUCACUACAACGGCAACACAGGCAUUUGAUUCAAAAGCUCUGGAAUCAAAGUUGUCUCUGAUUGGUUUAAAUCGUUUAAUUAUCGAUCAAGCUCAACGGUGCGUGAAUUUUAUUCCCGUGAAAAUAAAGCUGAGCACAAUAGGGGACAGACUGCCUUUAAGAUUGUACUUGCCUUUUUCCUAUUCAGUUGGUAUCAUUAGUGCCACUCAGCGUUUUGUGUUGCACGUUAAUUAGUGUACUGUUUCUUUCUACUUAAGCUUCUCAGAGUACCUAAAUAACAUUAAUUGACUUCUGUCCUUGUAUCAGCUGUAUCGAAUGUGUCACAGUCUAAAAUAUUCCGCAUUUAUUUUGUGUGUUUUUUAUGGUCAUCUAAGGAGAUUGUAAGUCCCGUUUAAUAUAAUUACAGAAACAUCGAUAUCAACCUUUGUUUAAGAGCAUAGUGUCCAAGAUUCCUUAUUUAGUUCUAACUUGUGCUGUAAAUUCAAAUAAAUUGCGUACAUCAGAGCUUUUAAUAAAAGGCUGGCCUUGACUACUGCCGUGUUGUUUUUAAUCAAAUACAAUUUCGUUGUUUUGA
This is a messenger RNA of Rhopilema esculentum, 2567 nucleotides long. RefSeq names its product polymerase delta-interacting protein 2. Gene Ontology annotation, cellular component: nucleus; mitochondrial nucleoid. Lineage: Eukaryota; Metazoa; Cnidaria; Scyphozoa; Rhizostomeae; Rhizostomatidae. The record is from RefSeq and is a predicted model, not a curated record. Gene Ontology annotation, molecular function: DNA binding. Gene Ontology annotation, biological process: error-free translesion synthesis.